AAGAAAAGAGGGUGGUGUCCAAUGGAGUGCCAGAAGAAACCGCAUUUGAAAAAGGUUUGGUAGCACUUUUUAAAAAAGACCAGACGCCAAAAGCACCCGAUGUUUUAGAACCAGAGUUAAUUGACAUUACGGAACCAGAAAAUUGA
Messenger RNA from Racocetra fulgida, 146 nucleotides. Lineage: Eukaryota; Fungi; Glomeromycota; Glomeromycetes; Diversisporales; Gigasporaceae. The record is from the annotation of a GenBank genome assembly.